Molecule: messenger RNA, 791 nt
Organism: Wallemia mellicola CBS 633.66
Lineage: Eukaryota; Fungi; Basidiomycota; Wallemiomycetes; Wallemiales; Wallemiaceae
Exons: 2
Coding region: 60-662 (200 amino acids)
Source: RefSeq, a predicted model, not a curated record
CUGUGCGAAUAUUCAAAAGCUGUGCCUUGACGAACUAAGUGAUAAAAGUCCGAGCGUAUAUGGCUUGGCUUACAACAAUGAAGAUAGACUCGCAAGGGAUAUAUACAUUCAAGAGAAAGACACUCUCUUCAUCAUUUGAUGUGUACAAAGGAAGUACACUCAGUGGCGCACGCGAGCAAGGAAAUAGACCUGUGAUGAACGUAGAUAUCAGCUCAAUAUCGAGUGAAAUGCUCGUACGUGAGCUGCCCAGUAUGAAAUCGAUAGUGACAGCACGUCGUCGUCGCUGGACGGGCAAAGGUUAUUACGACGUCACAGUAGGUGGGAGAACCACAAGCCUUGAGCGUUCGAGUGUAUGGAGCCAAAAGCGAUCAUUUAAGUUGCUGAAUGGUACAUCAUGUCUAGCAAACCGCAAAAGUUUUGCUCAUUCAGCGAGCUUUGUCAUCACAAACCAGAGAACGGGGAAUACACUCGCCACUUUCGAGAACUGUAGUUGGGCGAUGAGUAAACAUGGUGUUUUACGUCUGCAUGCACCUGAACUAGACGACGAUAAUAUCGCUGUACUUUUCAUGGCAAUCAUUAUUAUGGUACGUCUUGAGAGAGAUAGGAGACAAGCAGCAGCCAGCGGAGGCGGAGGCGGCGGCGGUGGUGGCGGUGGAUGCUAGUAUGCACUGACGCAGAUACCACUCUUUUUAAUUAUUUUGUAAUGUUUUGAUAUCCUGCGAUGACGACAUAGCUGUUGCUCUAUCGAAGCAAGAUUUACACUGACGUACAUGUGUAUACAUAUAUCUUUA